Molecule: messenger RNA, 5591 nt
Organism: Rhinichthys klamathensis goyatoka
Lineage: Eukaryota; Metazoa; Chordata; Actinopteri; Cypriniformes; Leuciscidae
Gene: wdr90
Product: WD repeat domain 90
Exons: 41
Coding region: 16-5559 (1847 amino acids)
Cellular component (GO): centriole
Molecular function (GO): protein binding
Source: RefSeq, a predicted model, not a curated record
AAACAUCCAGCAGUGAUGAAUGAUGAUUGUGUCUGUAUCUCUCCAUCAGCUCUGUGGCAGCAGCCGUAUGUAAACAUCUUCAAACACAUGAAGAUAGAAGAAUGGAAGAAAGUCAGCAAAGAGGGAGACGUCACAACAUACAUGGAUAAGAAGCUGAAAUGUUCUGUGUUUCGGAUCCGUGGCUCUGUUCCGGCCAGUAACUACAUCCUGCUUCCCAAAACCAGCAGCCAGUCUCUGGGUCUCACUGGCCAGUUCCUCUACCUGCUGUUCAGACCCAGCCCAAACAAACACUUCAUCGUGCACCUGGACAUCACAGCUGAGGAGGGUCAGGUGAUCCGUGUGUCGUUCUCUAACAUGUUCAAAGAGUUCAAGUCCACGGCGACAUGGCUGCAGUUCCCUUUUCUGUGUGGAGCUGCACACUGUUCAGUGUAUGAGAAUACAGCCAGUACUGCUAAACAAGGUUUGGUGGGCCCAGCGCCGCCGAGCACUAGGUGGACGUGUUUGACGAUGGACCUACGUUACGUGCUCUCGGUUUAUCUGAACCGAACACACAGUCACCUUAAGAGCAUCAAACUCUGUGCCAAUAUGUCUGUUAAAAACAUCAUCACCAGUGACCUGCUGUUUGACCCUGGUGUGUCAUUCUCUGAGUUCAGGCAGUCCGGUGUGAUGUUGCCAGAUGGCACUGCCCCGAUGCCCAGAGAAAUGUGUUUCCCUGUACCCAAAGGACAGAGCUGGCACCACUUAUAUGAUUACAUUAGAUUUCCCUCAGAUGGAACAAAGUUACCAUUUGAUUCCAUACAGAAAGGAUCCAACAGUGCAGCUAAAAAAGUCUCGACUGAAAAGAGCCCGCAAAGAGAAGAGAGUCGCAUCUUAAGCCUCAGUAAACCUGUAAAAGACCGAGUCUCCCUCAUCCAGCAGAUCACCACCCCCAAAUCUGCACAAGUGUUUAGCACUAAGCAGCGUUCGCUGAUUCAGAAAACGCAACUGCCUGAGCUGAUUUACACACCCUCUGGAGGCUCAGAGAGCCCGGGGUCACCAGGUCAAAGGUCGCAGGCAGGUGAAGAGGUCGCAGUAGUGUGUGCUGAUGAUGCUGGAGUACACGUUUAUGCCCAUUGCGAGGAUGACGUCUAUGCCCACAUGACCGACAGUGAGGAGGAAAUCACAAUCAUUAAUGCAGCAUGUCCUCGACCUGUCUCUCUGUCUUCUGACCAACCAGUGAAGCUGCCACAGAAGUUGUAUCCUGACCCCAUUCUGAAGCUAAACAGAAUUAUUGGCUUCGGAGGAGCUACAAUGAGAUGUGCUGUAUGGAGCUCAGAUGGGCAGGAAGUUGUGUAUCCCUGUCAUGCCAUUAUCAUAAGCAUGACUCUUUCCUCCGGACAACAGAGAUUCUUCAUCGGACACACAGAUAAGGUCUCGGCUCUGGCGUUAAAUGCCAGUUCUACGGUGUUGGCAUCAGCUCAGACGGGCACAAAUAGUCUGAUUCGUCUCUGGAGCUACAGCGGAGGAGUGUGUCAAACCAUUAUUCCUACACACACACAUGCUCUGAAUCUGCUUAGUUUCUCACAGAGUGGAGGAGUGCUGUGUGGCGUAGGGAAAGACAGUCACAACAAAACUACGGUGAUCCUUUGGAACACAAGGCGUGCGGCAGAGGGAAGUGUUGUUCCAGUUUUAGCUAAAGCACACACAGACGUGGACAUCCAGAUGAUGAAGAUAGCGUUCUUUGAUGAUACACGUAUGGUGUCGUGUGGUUUAGGUAACGUGCGACUAUGGCGUGUGCGUGGUGGUUCUCUACGUUCCUGUCCUGUGAAUCUUGGACAGUAUCACAGUCUGGAGUUUACUGACCUCGGAUUUGAGCAGGGACACGCUCAGGACCUACCGGUGGAUGAACGCACACUGUUUGUCAGCAGUAGGAGUGGUCACAUCAUGGAGAUCGACUAUGUUGCCGUGGCGAUAAAAAACAUCAGGAGGCUCCUCCCAGCUCAAGAAAGCCACGCCCACCAAAGAGAAAAACAGACCUUUAGAUCAGGUGCCGGUAUUGCGGUGAACAGCAUCAGUGUGUGUGCCGAGUUCUGUGUGACCGGUUCAGAAGAUGGAUUCAUGCGUCUGUGGCCUCUUGACUUCUCAUCAGUUUUUUUAGAGGCGGAGCACGAGGGUCCCGUCAGUUUGGUGUGUGUGUCCUCGGACGGCUCUAGAGUUCUAGCGGCAACAACCGCCGGGAAUCUUGGGUACCUGGAUGUUGGCAGCCGUGGUUACCGUACAUUGAUGAGGUCACACACAGGGAGUGUUUUGGGCUUCAGUGUGGACGGAGUUAGACGGCGUGUUACCACCGUGUCCAGAGACAGCACUGUACGAGUGUGGGACAUGGACACCAUGCAACAGCUCUAUGAUUUUGUCUCUGAUGAUGAUGAAAGUCCCUGUUCAGUUGCAUUCCAUCCCAGCAUGCCUCUCUUCACCUGUGGAUCGAGCUCUGGAACCGUCAGAGUGUUUGAUAUUCAAACGUCGAGCUUAAUCGCCCAGCACAGGCAACACAUGGGAUCAGUUGAGAGUGUGAUAUAUUCUCCUGAUGGUCAGUGUCUGUUUAGUGCUGGCGCUCUUGGAUACUUGGUACUUUACAACUCUUCUGAAAAUGACCAUCAUGUGGUCCGUGUUCUGGGUAAUGCGGUUGCACGGGGUGUGAGUCGUGGCCCGGAGACUUUGGCCGUGAGUUCUGACAGCCGCUGUCUAGCGCUGGUCGGACCGACCGAACACAUCGUCACAAUCAUGGAGGCACAGUCACUUAAUGAGCUACUUCGGGUUGAUGUGAGCAUUCUGGAUGUUGAGAGCUCAACGCUGGACUCUGCCCUGAAUGUGUGUUUCUCACCCACGUCACUGUCACACCUGCUCGUCACCACCUCAGCCAAUAAGAUCCUCUGGAUUGACACACACACAGGACAACUUCUAAGACAGGUGUCUGAGGUGCAUAAGCAUCAGUGUGUGUCUCUGGCUGUCAGUGAAGAUGGCCGUUAUUUGCUGACGGCCGGUCAGAACUCUCUGAAGGUGUGGGACUAUGACAUGCACCUGGAUGUCAAUUCACAGGUGUUCAUCGGUCACUCUGAGCCCAUCAGACAGGUGAGGUUCACGCCUGAUCAGAUGGGCGUGGUCACCGUAGGCGACGCCCUCUUCUUCUGGGACUUCCUGGCACCCCCACGAGAGAUUUCACACUGCAGGUCUCUAGCUAUAGAGGCCUCCCCUCAUAAAUCAGCUCACAGUUGGGUGGAGCUAAGUGGAGCUGAGCUGUCCAAUGAGAGUCCUCGAGAGGCAUUAUUUCAGCCUUCUUCACUGUCUGCUAUGAAGGACAGUAGAGGUUUCCUGUGCGAUUCUACAGCUGAACUGCAGCUCAGUCCCACAGCAGGACACACACACUCCCCUAAACACACCUCCUUCCUGAGAGUGACCGAAUGGGUGACGAAUGAGGACACGCCCACUAUCCCAGCCAACCAAUCAAGGACGGAGAAAAUACGAGAUGGUCACACGGCAAUCCGUCCAGACUGUUAUAAACACUUCACUCCACGCUUUAAGACUACUGUGCUAGAUCAGACCGUAGUAGCUCCGCCCUCAGGACAGGCGGGCCUGAGUCUAAAGGCUGUGAUUGGCUAUAAUGGCAACGGUCGUAACAAUAUGGUCUGGAAUCCAGACACAGGUUUAUUUGUGUACUCUUGUGGGUGUGUCGUCGUCGUUGAGGAUCUUCACACAGGCUCACAGAGACAGUGGUUCGGUCACACAGAGGAGAUCUCAACGCUUGCUGUUACCCAUGAUGCACAGACGGUUGCAUCUGCAUCAGGGGGCGGAGCUUCACACAGCAGCCUAAUCUGCAUAUGGAGUGUUUCAGACGGUUCCUGUAGAAACCGCCUCUCCUAUCACAAGGGGGCAGUGCAGAGGCUUACGUUUUCCAGGGAUGACAUGUACCUCCUCUCAGUGGGUGAUUUCUCGGAGCCGGUGGUGGCGCUGUGGAGCACUCGAUCAUUUGAGCUGCUCUGUAACGUUCAGAUACACGUCCCGCUGCAUGAUGCUUCUUUCUGCCCGUUCACUGCUAAUGAGCUGACGCUCGUAGGCAGCAGUGCUGUCGUUUUUACUCGCAUUCAAACACGCGAUAACGCCACUGAACUUCAGGUGCAGAAAGUGGGUUUACCAGAUGCAGUAGGGCAGGCAGAGGUGACAUCACUGUGCUAUAACACGCACCAUAUCUUGUACACGGGCACAAACACCGGCCACGUGUGUGUGUGGGACUGUAACACACAGCGCUGCUUUGUGACCUGGGAAGCAGAUGGUGGAGAGAUAGGUGUGGUAGUUUGCCGUGGGAAUAAGCUGGUCACGGGGAGUAACACCAAAAAAUUGAGACUGUGGUCUGUAGCUUCAGUCCAGAAUCUCAGGAGCCCAAAUAACAAGAGCAGCGCAGGACAGGAUGAUGGAGCUCAGGUGCAGCUGGAACAAGAACUGCUGUUGGAUGGGACAGUGGUCAGUGCGGCGUUUGACAAUGCCAUGGACAUGGGGAUUGUGGGAACGACAGCGGGAACCCUGUGGUAUAUCAACUGGGCCGACAGCACCAGUAUACGUCUGAUCAGCGGGCAUAAAAGCAAGGUGAACGGAGUGGUUUGUAGUCCGGAUGAGAAGCAUUUCGUGACGUGUGGGCAGGACGGCAGUGUGAGAGUUUGGGCCCUGCAGAGCCACGAGCUGCUGGUGCAGUUUCAGGUGCUGAACCAGAGCUGUGAGUGUGUGUGUUGGACUCCUCCGAGGGGGGUGUAUGAGGCGAGCGGCCACACGUGUGUUGCGGGCGGUUACAGUGAUGGUACUGUGAGGAUCUUCUCUCUGGAGUCGGCCGAAAUGGUGCUGAAACUACAACCUCAGCCUGUGUCUGUGUGUGCGCUGCAGUACUCGCACUACGGGCAUGUGCUGUUGUCUGCUGGUCGUGAUGGUCUCAUCACCGUCAGUAGUCCUGCCACUGGAGUCACUGUACGCACCAUCAGUGACCACAAGGGGGCGCCCAUAACGACAGUGCAGUGCACCAGCAAACAGUAUAAGGAGUUUGGUCUGGAAGGAAAUGAGCUCUGGUUGGCCGUGAGCUCAGACAGGCGUGUCAGCAUCUGGGCUGCUGAUUGGACGAAGGAUAAAUGCGAGCUGCUUGAUUGGCUGACAUUCCCAGCACCCACCCCACCAGAGGAUGUACUUGCAUUACCUCCCAGUCUGGCAGCGUUCAGCCCCAGUGAGAGGGGAGUGGUGGUUUACACCGGCUACGCUGUGGAAAAAGAGAUCAUCUUUUACUGUCUUUACAAAAAACAGGUUUUGAGGACGAUCUCUCUGGCCGAUUGGGCACUGUGUCUCAGUCUGUGUUCGACUGGAAGGCUGCUCGCUGUUGGAUCACACCAGCGCGUCCUGAAGCUGAUUCAUUCCUCCAGCGGGCGUUUUCAGGAUUUCCCGUCUCACAGUGACUCGGUUCACGUGUGCGGCUUCAGCUGGUCUGGAUCUCAGCUCUUCACUGCUGCUCAUAAUGAGCUCUUACUGUGGGCUGUACACGGCUUAUAAUGUUAGGAGAACACUAAUGCUACUGUCGGAUG